UGUUUGACGACAAGGUUUCCGAUCCGCACGCUAGUGCUUAAGAUUUAUCAUGAAUUUGAUGGUGUUUCAUUUGUUUCUGCUACUGAUAUUGCUACAGAAUGGCUUGACAUGCGGUAAAAAUGUCCUUGUCCUCGUUGCUGAUGAUGGUGGAUUUGAGAUGGGAGUGUACAACAAUACAGUUAUCAAGACUCCUCAUCUGGAUGCAUUAGGCAAGCAAAGUCUGGUCUUCAAACAUGCCUAUACCUCCGUCAGCAGCUGUUCACCAAGCCGUUCGGUCAUCAUGACGGGACUACCUCAGCACCAGAAUGGGAUGUAUGGACUACUCAAUGGCUAUCAUCAUUUCAACUCUUUUGAUGAAGUCAGGAGCUUGCCUAUGCUACUAGGUCAAGCAGGUGUGCGUACAGGAAUCAUUGGAAAGAAGCACGUUGGUCCAGAAGCUGUGUAUCCGUUUGAUUAUUCUAAGACACCUGAAGAUGGUUAUCCGAUCAUGCAAGUUGGUCGAAACAUCACAUUGAUCAAACAAUAUGCCAGAGAGUUCCUUCAGACCAAUGAUACCAGACCUUUCUUCCUUUAUAUUGGCUUCCAUGAUGCACACCGUUGUGGCCACACCCACCCUGAAUUUGGUCAGUUCUGUGAGAAGUUUGGUAACGGUCAGCCAAACAUGGGUACCAUAACUGACUGGACACCGGCCAAAUAUGAUCCUAACGAUGUGAUAGUACCUUAUCAUGUUCAAGAUACACCGGUAGCUAGAGACGAUAUAUCGGCACAGUAUACAACAGUUAGCAGACUUGAUCAAGGUGUUGGUCUGAUGAUGAAAGAACUUGAAGCAGCAGGAUACCUAAAGGAUACUCUCAUCAUCUACACCUCAGAUAAUGGUAUUCCAUUUACCAGUGGACGUACUAACCUGUAUGAAUGUGGGUCUAGAGAGCCCUUCAUGAUCUCAUCUCCAUUUCAUCAAGAGCGAUGGGGUCAGACCAGUGAUGCCUUUAUCAGUCUGAUGGAUAUCACUCCCACUGUCCUGGACUUCUUCGGCAUCAAGUACCCAAAGUAUAAGAUCUUCAAGGGAUCGGUGCAAUUGACGGGGAAGUCCCUUCUGCCAGCGUUGACCUCUGAACCCUCAGGUUGGAAUGUGAGUCUGUCCAGUCAUGACUUGCAUGAGAUCACUAUGUUCUACCCUCAGCGAGUCAUCAGGACGCCACGUUACAGACUCAUUCACAAUCUUAACUUUGCUAUGCCGUUUCCUAUUGAUCAAGACUUCUUCAUCUCACACACAUUCCAAGACAUCUUGAACCGCACCAGGUAUCACAAACCCUUGCACUGGUACAAGACACUCAAAGACUACUACUACCGACCCGAGUGGGAACUCUUUGACCUCACUGAUGACCCCACAGAGGUCAAUAACCUUGCCUAUGUGGGCAAGUAUAAAGGCCUUCUAGUCGAUCUUCAGGAGCACUUGGUUGAUUGGCAGAAUGUCACUAAUGAUCCAUUCCGAUGUUAUCCAUGGGGUGUGUUGGAGGAUGCAGGGGAUUAUAAGUACAGUCCUACAUGCUUACCCCUUGAUAAUGGACUAUGAACUUUUCAUCAGUUCUAAAACUGUUUUAUAACACCUAAUCCGAUUUUGUAUGUUUAUUAAGGAAAUGGCUUAUUAAUGUUAACAAUGUCAUUUUGGUAUAACACUUUCACUAUAUAAACACUUUGGUACCACAUAUUCCGCAUACUCUAGCCAGAAUUAUCUUGGGCUUCAUUUUCAGCUGGUUAAAACAAAUAUAAGGAGGGGAUUUGGCCUGAUGAAGCAAGUUGGUUUGAGGAGGCGAGUGUUCAGUUGGUAGUGUGCCUGCCUGUUGAACCACAUAUCAUGAGUUUGAAUCCAACUUGGGCAGAGGAUUGAAGCCUGCAUUUUGUGUCGUUAUGCCCCUCCCUUGGUUUAAGACACACAAGCUACAUGAACUGUAAGGUGGAAAACAAAGACCCCUGGAUAGGAUGUUAAAUGGAGGCUCUGUGUGUGAGAGAGUCAUGCAUGUUAGAACCCACUUCAGUCAUAAAAGAGUAGGAAACCCCUGUGAAGUGGUCCAAUCAGUUAUGCAGGUGGGGGGGGGGGGGGGGGGACCCGAAGGCUUGGUGAUUUAAUUCACUUUUCUCAUCCUUGGCAAAGGGUGAUAUCAAAUACAUUAAACAGCAACAGUGAUGUACAAGGUACAUGCCUGCCACAAACAGUUGAGAAUAAGGAAAAGGGUGAGCAAGGAGCCUGUACCAAUAAUAUGAUUUAAUAGGCACAAAGAGAUUGAGAAGUAUUUUAUGAUAAUUGUUGAUUUCUGAAUAUUUAUGAUAUUUUUGUGGUCAGUCGACUUUGCUUUGUCUCUUUAAAUUUGAAAGACUUAUAUUAAAUAUUGUUAAUUUACCUUUUAUGUGACACAAUUUUGUUUACUGGUUAAGUGUACCACAGUACUAUUAACAUAUAUUACACAUCCAAAAUGUUGUUCAUGUAAGGGAAAGUCCCUUACUGCCAAUUUGUAGAUUUUUUAGUACAUAUUUAUUUGAGGCCAACAUAAAUUUCAUUAACUAUUAAAAAGUACACAAAUUCUUAAAAUUCAUGAACAUUCACAAAAUAUUCUAACUGAUUCUUUCUCUUUCUACACAAAAGACGAAUGUUAUUUGGUUGGCAAAGCAUUUACAGGAAUGUGGUGUAUGUUCAAUGUGGUUGAAAUAAAAAUGCUUAUUCAGGGUUGGUAUGAUUCAAAUUACCAUGAUUUAAAUCAUUGCCUUAGGUUGUAGAAUCGUGUGUUAUAUAGAGAAAUACUCUAUUCCAUUUACACUAUGCAGGGAUAUUCAUGUGCAUACACUUGUUUAUACCACUAACAUGUUUUUUUUUUUAAUGGAUUUAUUUUAAAUGGAGGUGCACUAAUGAGGGUUCAAAUGCGUACUGAUUUGUUUAAAAAUUUGUUAUAGCUGUUUUUGUCAACAGAUGUUAUAUGUCAAACAUCCAUCCCUAAGGAUACUAGUUAAACUAGUCAUUGUUUUUAUUGUUCCAUUAUGUACAUAUGUACAAUGUUCAUUGUUCAUUAAGUGGUCCCGAAUAUAAUGGCUUUUGCUAAUUUAGUUUUAUUCAUUCACUUUGUUUCAAACUUUAGAGUAAGAUUGAAAGUCAUCAUGAAAUAUGAAUUUAUUUUAUAUGGCUAGCUAUAUUUUAAUGGCUUCACUUUAAUGAAGCAUGUAUGAAAACUAAACACAUUUUAUUAAUGAAAUUACUAACAUUUCAAUAUGUAAUACUUAUAUCGGUAGGAACUAUGAGCUCAAGAUUUAAAUGUUCAAAACUUUAUUUUAAUUGAUUUUUGUUGUUGUGCACACUCUCGCUUGUUUUGGUCCCCCUUUUUCCAUCAUGUACUGUAAUAGUUAUUUAGGCUCUUUCCCUCUCUCUCCUUAACUUUGCAACAGAUAUUGAGAUGUUCUCUCUCUCUCUCUUUCUCUCUCUUUUCCAUCUAUAUCACUCUAAACUGAACGUUUAACUUUUGAAAUAUUAAUUCAUGUAGCUGAAUGAGUAGAGUCUAGUGUCCAAAGAAUGAUCUAGUCUCCAUUCAUUUGACAAUCAUGUAUGUUAUGCCAAUCCACCUUUUAAAACAUUUAAAACAUUUUUUAUGUUACAGUAAAACCAAUUCAUACAUGUAAACCUGCAACUAUUUUUUUAUAUAUUAACUUAAAAUGAAUAAACUUUGAUUAUUAACAAAACUG
Molecule: messenger RNA, 3726 nt
Organism: Strongylocentrotus purpuratus (purple sea urchin)
Lineage: Eukaryota; Metazoa; Echinodermata; Echinoidea; Camarodonta; Strongylocentrotidae
Gene: sgsh
Product: N-sulphoglucosamine sulphohydrolase
Exons: 5
Coding region: 50-1573 (507 amino acids)
Biological process (GO): glycosaminoglycan catabolic process; heparan sulfate proteoglycan catabolic process
Molecular function (GO): N-sulfoglucosamine sulfohydrolase activity
Source: RefSeq, a predicted model, not a curated record